CGCUGCAGCGAGUUGGCAGCCCCGCAACACAACGUGCCCAUUUGUUUGGCGUGGAUUAAUCUAAAUUAUCGCAAUAAACCUCAAAUAUAAUGAGCUUUAGGCGCUGAAAUAAGCUGAAAGUACGUCAUGAGCAUCUAUCACGACGAGGUGGAGAUCGAGGACUUCGAGUACGACGAGGAGGAGGAGAUGUACUACUAUCCCUGUCCAUGCGGCGAUCGAUUUCAGAUCUCCAAGGAGGAGCUAAUCGAGGGCGAGGAGGUGGCCACCUGUCCCAGCUGCUCCCUAGUCAUCAAGGUCAUAUACGAUCCGGAGAUGUUCAAAGCUGAGGAGGAUGAAGAAAGUGCGCUGAACGAGAAGCUCGGCGAUCUGAAGCUCGAGAAGAACUAACACACAGUUUGGUGUAAUUAAAUAGUUUUUAUUCAUAUAUUUUUAUAUAUAUAUAUAGACUUCAUUUUAGUGUAAAUAAUACGUUGACUAGUAAAACAAUGAUUUCAAAUUA
Messenger RNA from Drosophila sechellia, 499 nucleotides. It is a transcript of the gene Dph3, whose product is annotated as Diphthamide biosynthesis 3. Gene Ontology annotation, molecular function: metal ion binding. The transcript has 3 exons. Gene Ontology annotation, biological process: protein histidyl modification to diphthamide. The coding region runs from base 127 to 387 and encodes 86 amino acids. The record is from RefSeq and is a predicted model, not a curated record. NCBI's taxonomy places the organism in Eukaryota, Metazoa, Arthropoda, Insecta, Diptera, Drosophilidae.